AGUUUUAGCUGUUACUUACUCGUGGUCUCUGGCCAGCUCGCGCAGAGUCUGACGCGGGCUAACUACACUACUAGAUAGCAUGCGAGAGGUGAUACACGCCCUGCGUUGCAUCUUCUGGUGCGUCCGAUCCGAGCUUAGCAACGGAGCGUUUUCAGAGAAAACCGUUUCUGACCUUCGUCGCCCGUUGGGUAGAUGGUAUCGUUUCUGUGACGAGGAGUGAGAUAUAGAGUAAGACUACAUUGACAUAAUAAUAAUGGCAGUGACCCAGUGGGCAUAUAUAUGCACAGUAUUUUAAGGUGAGCUGGUAUUAUUCAUAUAGCUACACCCAGUGACAUGAAGAACUCAUUAUAACUCUUUGAAAAGCUACUUGUAUGUGUAAAACUCUUUGUAGGACUGGUAGUAAAGCGCUUUUGUCUUCACUCUCGGGGUUUCAGAGACGUCUCCAACUCGAAAUAACGACAUCUGUCGCGCAUGCGUUGACUGAAAUUCGACCUUUGAACCCGAACUCGUGGCAACACCCGAAGAUGCCGAAAUCCAAGAGAAAUAGAAUCUACACUCUGUCGCAGACGAGGAAGAAAGGGAGAGAGGCAAAGAGCGGACUCUUACAGGAGGUACGAGACUGUGUGGACAAGUACUCACACAUAUUUGUGUAUAGUGUUGAGAACAUGAGAAACAGCAAACUCAAGGAGGUGAGGACCCAGUGGAGGAGCAGCCGGUGGUUCUACGGGAGGAACAGAGUCCUGGCCACAGCCCUCGGGAGGUCUGAGGCCGAGGAAUACAGAGAGGGUCUCUCCUCUCUUGCCAAGCUCCUAAGAGGAAACGUCGGUCUAUUCUUCACUAAUCAACCCCGGGGCGAUGUCAUCAGCUGGUUCCAGUCCUACUCUGAACAGGACCACGCCCGGGCUGGUUUCCUAGCAACCGACGAUGUCGUUAUCCAGGAGGGUCCCCUCGAUAAGUUCCCUCACAGUAUGGAGCCUCACUUGAGGAGCCUUGGUCUACCGACCUCGCUCAAGAAAGGAGUGGUAUAUGUGACAGAUGAGUACACAGUCUGUAGAGAGGGGGACACCUUGACUCCGGAACAGGCCAGACUCCUGAAACUGUUGGACUGGAAGAUGGCAGAGUUCAAGAUCUCAUUCCAGGCCGUCUGGUCUCAGGAUGGGACACUGCAGCUACUGGACGGCCAGCCAGGAGACCUCAGAAAAGAACUGGAGUCUUCUUAG
Molecule: messenger RNA, 1220 nt
Organism: Geodia barretti
Lineage: Eukaryota; Metazoa; Porifera; Demospongiae; Tetractinellida; Geodiidae
Source: the annotation of a GenBank genome assembly